Messenger RNA from Vitis vinifera (wine grape), 1874 nucleotides. RefSeq lists its product as uncharacterized. The transcript is spliced from 4 exons. NCBI's taxonomy places the organism in Eukaryota, Viridiplantae, Streptophyta, Magnoliopsida, Vitales, Vitaceae. The record is from RefSeq and is a predicted model, not a curated record. The coding region runs from base 260 to 1594 and encodes 444 amino acids.
UAACAACAAUAACAAAAACACUGAGGCUACCAACCAUAUUUUUUUUUUUUUAAAUAAAAAAUAAAAAUAAAAGGAGAAACCCUCCUUGAUGUUGGCUCUUUAUUAAACGCCACUCACCGCUUCAUCUUUGCCCUCUCUCCUCUCAUCCACUUGAGCCCUCAAAAACCCUGUCUUUCCCCUCCUCCGCCGAAAGGGGCACGAUCACAGGUGGUGCUCCGACUAAACGCCACCUUCCAGAGCAGCAGAGCAGCGGGGAACAAUGGCGGCCUCUGACGUGACCGAUGGACCUGUUCUCAGUCUCAUAAACAAGCGACUCCGUGGCCUCCGCAAGAAAUACAACCGUAUCACACAGAUGGAAGAAGCUAUUGCCCAAGGCAAACCCAUCAACAAAGAACAGGAAGACGUUCUCCGCUCCAAGCCCGCCGUCACCGUCCUCAUCGACGAGUUGGAGAGGCUUCGCCAGCCCCUUUCCGCUGCCGUUGAAGAGGAACUUAGUCUCGCUCUCCAAAGCAACCACUUACCCCCCUCUCCGCCCCCACAACCCUCGUCUAUCAUUAACAAGGACGGCGCCGACGACGGCGAAGAAAAACCUGAAUCUGAUCAUCUGAAUGUUGAGAAUCUUCUGAAUCUGCUCUACUUUGGCUACUUGUUCGACGUCAAGCCUCAGACCGAUUUCACUUCGACGAUGCUGACCAGAACGCACGAGCGAGGGUGUUGCUUGACCUACGAUUAUGUAACGGACGAUGCUACCGAUCUCCUGGGCGAGAGGGAUUUGGAUUUGAUUUCUCAGUUGAGUGGUCUCUUGAUUUCACGGCCUGUGGAUUCGAGUCUUUCUCACAAGAAUGCAUUGCAGCGCUGCAUUGAACACGCAAGGCUCUGGCUUGCCAACUCUGACCGGCCAAUCGAACCGGAUGCUACUGUUACAUAUGCGGGCUUGAGAGAGAAGCUCAACAAGAUUAUGGCUUCGGAUUACUUCACUACCACACCCGAAAUGAAGGCUCCCGUGGAAGUGGCGGCAGCUGCUGCUGCUGGAAAUUAUGUCUCUUUUCAGGUACCGCUGCACAGCUCAGUGGUACCGGUUCAAGUUGAAGGGUCAAUUGCACAGUACCAGCAAAAGGAUGAAGACAACUCAAAUGUUCAAGGACAUGAAACUGGUGAUGACCAAUCUAGUCCUGUGGAGGAACUUCACCAGGAUGAAUUAGAGAUUGAAAAUCCUGCAGAGGUUGUAUCAGUUCAACAAGAACAAGCCAAACAACAGGCAGAAGUGGAGUGGAGUCAAGGAGAUGUGGAGUCAAAGGAGCAGUAUGUUCCUCGAAGAAAUUAUCAGAACACAAGAGGUGGCCGUGGUGGUGGGGGGAGUGGCCGCAGGGGGGGUUAUCCCAACGGUCGUGGAGGUCGAAGCGGUGGCAGGGUAGGUGGAUCCUACCAGAAUGGUCGCAGCCAAUAUUAUGAUCAGCCUGGCAAUUAUUAUUCGAGGGGCUACCAUAACAAUAGGGGAAGAGGUGGCAGGGGGGCUGGUGGAAACUCCUACAAUAACCAUGUUUUGGGAAUUCAAGGUGGUCAUGCUCCCACUGAAGUUGGGUUGGGUUCGUGAACCUCUUCUUUUUUCCAUUUUUUUGUAAGUGGUUGGGUUCUUGAACUUGUUACUCUUUUAGGUGUCUAUAGGAUGUUUGGUUGCUAGCUUUGUAGGUUGGUGGUGAAAAUGUCUUUUUUUUUUUUUUUAACCUUUUAUGGAACAUGAUUUGGAUGUGGGUUGCUGUUGAUGAAUGAGCCAUCCUGACCCCCUUUUUUUGUAGUUCAAUCGAUGCAGAAUUCCCAUUUAGUCCGGAAAAGAAGUUAUCAAUACCUUAUUAAAACUUUUUUAUUUUGCUUUA